Molecule: messenger RNA, 610 nt
Organism: Engraulis encrasicolus (European anchovy)
Lineage: Eukaryota; Metazoa; Chordata; Actinopteri; Clupeiformes; Engraulidae
Gene: pigp
Product: phosphatidylinositol glycan anchor biosynthesis, class P
Exons: 5
Coding region: 191-580 (129 amino acids)
Biological process (GO): GPI anchor biosynthetic process
Cellular component (GO): endoplasmic reticulum
Molecular function (GO): phosphatidylinositol N-acetylglucosaminyltransferase activity
Source: RefSeq, a predicted model, not a curated record
ACUGCCAAACUUAAGAUGCGCGGGCGAUUCCGCAUCGAAAGGUGGCGGUAGAGUGCCAUGCGUUUUUGACACCUGUCAUUGGACGGAGAAGAACGGGGAAUGAAAACAGGAAGAACUAGAUCAAAUCAGGAGCUGUGACGAAAAAGAAAAACACACAUUUUCUGAAGGAAGGAGAAAAAAGGAGAAGAAUAUGGUGGAGAAUUCCCCAUCCCCCCUGCCGGAGAGGGCAAUCUAUGGCUUUGUGCUUUUCCUAGGCUCACAAUUUGGAUUCUUUUUGUAUUUAGUGUGGGCAUAUGUUCCAGAGGCCUGGCUUCAUUCAAUUGGGCUAACAUACUGGCCACAGAAGUACUGGGCUCUAGCUAUGCCAGUCUACCUCCUCGUUGCUUUGGUAUUCUCAAUAAUCCUUCUCUUUGGAAUAAACUUCAUCAACACGGCUCCACUCUCCUCAGUAGACAACAUUACAGACUCCUAUGCCAAACGUCAGAGAGCAGACGUCUAUCAGACAGGGUCAACACCAAGACUGAAGGAUAUUUCUAUUAGUGAAAUUAACCACAUGUUUUAUUUGUCAUCCAGUGAAUAAUAUUGACAAAUGUAAAUACAGUUUUUCAAA